AUUCGCAGCGCGAGCAGCCGAGUGUCCUCUGUCUCAACCAUGACUCCUGUGUCGGACCCCAGCUCUUUCUCCUCUGUCUCCAAGUGCGCUACCAAGCACUUAAAUCUCAUUUACCAUGUUGAAUUUGACAGGCGUGUGCUCAAAGGGAAAGUGGCCCUGACUGUGGAAGUUCUGGAGGAUAAAUUAUCUUCUCUGACUCUGGACUCAAAGGACUUGAAGAUCUUUAAGGUUUCUGCAAAUGGCCAGGCUGCGCAGUUUGCAUUGGGGACUAAGCAUACAUUUAAAGGUUCCCCUUUGGAGAUCACCCUCCCUUUUGAACUCUCACGUGGGCAGCAUGUGAUUGUGGAGAUUGAAUAUGAGACGUCUCCUAGUGCCACAGCACUGCAGUGGUUGACCCCCACACAGACUGCUGGGAAGAAACAUCCAUACCUUUUCAGCCAGUGCCAGGCCACUCACUGUAGGACCAUGAUUCCUUGCCAGGACAGUCCGUCAGUGAAGCACACUUACUAUGCACAGGUGUCUAUCCCCAGAGAGCUGGUGGCAUUGAUGAGUGCAUUGCAUGAUGGUCAGGAACCAGAUCCGAGCGACAGCAGCCGAGUCAUCUAUCGCUUCAGACAGCCAGUCCCAAUGCCAUCUUACCUCAUUGCUAUUGUCGUUGGUGCUUUGGAAAGCAGUUCUAUUUCUGCCGUUCCAAAAGCGCCUCCUGCUGGCAGAGCUGUUUCUGUUCAGACCAGUGCUGGAGACCGAUCCCUCGCUGGCGUCAUUGCUCAUGAAAUCUCCCACAGCUGGACGGGGAACCUAGUGACCAAUAGGACCUGGGAGCAUUUCUGGUUGAAUGAGGGUCAUACGGUGUACAUUGAGAGAAUGAUUGCCAGGAGUAUGGAGAGUGAACAGCUCAGGCAGUUUAAAGGCAUCGGAGGGUGGAAAGAGCUUCAAGAGUCUGUGAAACAGUUUGGAGCGAAUAAUGUGCUCACAAACCUGGUCCCAAAUCUGCAUGAGGUGGACACGGAUGAAGCAUUCUCCUCUGUGCCCUACGAGAAAGGGUUUGCUCUGCUGUAUCAUCUGGAGGAACUGUUGGGAGGUCCAGAGGUCUUCAUGGGAUUCGUGAAGUCUUACAUUCAGCUGUUUGCCUAUGGCAGUGUAACCACAGAGGAAUGGAAGAACUAUCUGUUCACUUACUUCAAAGACAAGGUGAGAACUAAUGCACUAUCAGAAGUAGUCUUGAAAUGUUUCUGUCUGUUUCCUUUGCAUACUGCUUUGUAUCAGGAGCCCCUUCCUCUGUCCCAUGUGAAGAAGAUGCAGGAGGUCUACCAGCUAAACGGUGUUAAAAACGCAGAGGUCCGCUUCAGGUGGUUGCGCAUCUGUGUGAAGGCACAUUGGGAGGAAGCCGUUCCCCUGGCGCUGAAGAUGGCUACCGAACAAGGCAGAAUGAAAUUCACUCGCCCCCUCUUCAAGGAAGUUUACAACUUCUCCAAGUACAGUGAUGAGGCAGUGAAGACUUUUAAGGAGAACCGUGGAGCGCUGCACCCCGUCACAGCCAUGCUGGUGGUCAAAGAUCUGAAAAUCAAUGGCUAAAAUGCUGCUUUCUGUCCAUCUUAUACACAGGCAGUGUUUUUAUGCUUCAACUUAGUUCUCAGAUACAAAACUGCAUAUCAGACCUUGAACAGACAGGUUGAUGUGCAGAAAGUUUUUUUCUUCAUUGGCCAAAGCUUGCUUUUUUUUUUAAAUGUUUCAGUCUCAGGGCUUAGAACAAAUAAACAUUUUCAGUAUCAUGUAGUUCAGUGUUAAAAAUGAGCAUUGGAUUGAAGGAUCCACUAUCUUCCUUUACAUCAUGUCCAAAGUGAUGUUCUGUAAUAAACUCAUAUGUGCAAAAGGUUUCUACUCUUUUAUUCAAAACCAAAUGUAACAUGAUACACAAUAAAGUUGCAUAGCACAUAAACAUAUGCAUUUCAUAA
Messenger RNA from Sinocyclocheilus grahami, 1955 nucleotides. RefSeq names its product leukotriene A-4 hydrolase-like. The transcript is spliced from 15 exons. Gene Ontology annotation, molecular function: epoxide hydrolase activity; leukotriene-A4 hydrolase activity; zinc ion binding. Gene Ontology annotation, biological process: leukotriene biosynthetic process; proteolysis; peptide catabolic process. NCBI's taxonomy places the organism in Eukaryota, Metazoa, Chordata, Actinopteri, Cypriniformes, Cyprinidae. The coding region runs from base 40 to 1575 and encodes 511 amino acids. Gene Ontology annotation, cellular component: cytosol; nucleus. The record is from RefSeq and is a predicted model, not a curated record.